Messenger RNA from Capra hircus (goat), 4179 nucleotides. It is a transcript of the gene DNAJB6, whose product is annotated as DnaJ heat shock protein family (Hsp40) member B6. The coding region runs from base 2432 to 3208 and encodes 258 amino acids. The transcript is spliced from 6 exons. NCBI's taxonomy places the organism in Eukaryota, Metazoa, Chordata, Mammalia, Artiodactyla, Bovidae. Gene Ontology annotation, biological process: positive regulation of proteasomal ubiquitin-dependent protein catabolic process; protein refolding. Gene Ontology annotation, cellular component: cytosol; endoplasmic reticulum membrane. The record is from RefSeq and is a predicted model, not a curated record. Gene Ontology annotation, molecular function: Hsp70 protein binding; ATPase activator activity.
AACCGGGGGCUCGGGAGGAGCCUCGGCCCCGAGGCCGGCUGUCUCCCGCUGCUCUGGUCGCCUCAGACGGCCGCUAUGUCUUUGCACAGGGUCUCCUCUGUACGUCUGCGUGUCCCUCCUUACGCGUGUCUCUCCUUAUGUGGACAGGGGGCCUGCUUGUCUGCAGCGGCCCUGCCUCCCGCCCGAGGUCAGGGCCGCGGGCCAUCGUUGGGGGCCCUGUGCCUCCUGUGGCGUACACAGCCGUCCACUCAGCUUGGAGGCAGCGUGGUUUGGAAGCAGGCACUGGUGAAGUUGUGCUGCUGAGAGAAGCCACAAGUGGGAAAGCGUAGCCUGUGGCUGUGGAGGCAGGGCAGGUGUGAUGACCCCUCCCAAGGGGGCACUCCCCUGUGGCUCAGUGACUGUGAAGGCCUUGCUGAGCCCCUGUCCCCUCAGGGGAGGGGUGCUGGGCUGGCCCGGCCCGGCCCCUCAGUGGCUGGGACCUUCUGCGGGUGGAGCUGGGGGUGGAGCUGCUGUUUCAGGACAGUUUCGUGCGGGUGGGUGCCGGGCAGACGGGCCUCGUGGUCCUACCACCUCCACCCUCGACGGAGAGGAAAGGCUUCUGAGAAGGCCACUCUCAGAGUUGUUUUCUGGGUCACGAGAGCAGUGGCUGGGCCCCAGGCUUUGCAUGGUCUUCCUGGGAAUACAGAGUUGGUUUUGAGACUUUAGUGGCCUUCCCGGCUCCCCCAUGGUGGAGCUUCCUGAGCCCAUGCAGGAGUCCAGGCUGGACUCCUUCCUCCUGGCGCGGUGGUCCCUGUGGCUGAGGGCGGUGGGCUGUCCUGGCCUCAGGCAGGGGGAGGGCGGCUCCCUCGCAGCUGCUUGGCGAGGGGUAGAGUUGCAGGGGCCCGGCCUCCGUCGCCACUGAAGUAGGGGGUCUGGAUCCCUUGCGUGUGCUCGGCACCCUUGGCUUGGAUGGCUGUUUGUAACUGCUAGAAGAUAGUGUUCCAGCUAGGCCUGUGGUGUAACUAGGAGUCACAUUUGUAAUGAAGCUGUGUGCACAGCUGGAAGCAGGAUGUUCAUUUGCCGAGUAUUAAUCUUGGGCUUGGGGUGCACUGCCAGGUACCACCCCAAUGCCAGGUCAGCCAUGGAGAAGCGCCCCAAAGCCCUCCUCCCUGGGGUCCCAGCCGUGUGUCACCCAUGGCUGUUUUUGAGUCACUUAGGUUUGUUUAUUUCAGAUAACUUUUCAAAUAUGUUGUUUUCUGCUUCUGAAUAUGCGAGAAGAAAACAUUACAAACUUCGAGUUGUUGCGAAGGAGUGUUUUGACCUUAGCUUAUGGCGUUGGGGUCAGUGCAGGUGGGGUGGUCGCGCUGGAGUCUGUCUGCUGUCCUGGCUUCUGAGUCACGUGUCGCUCUUUCCUCAGGGUUGCUGUGCCUUAGCACCGAUACUGUAGUGGAGGGGCCUGUUUUUGUUUGACAUGCUCAGGAUGCUUGUUAGAGUUGGUGUGUUUUCCUUUGCUGUGCAGUUGUGUGCGUGUGGCCUGGGGACUGGGUGGGGAGCUCUGUGAGUGCCUUCGGUCAGGCCCUUGGCUCUGCUCCUGGGGGCACGUAUCGCUCUAAACAUCUUUUCGCUUAGCUUUCCCCCUAAGUCUUCUUACGAGAAUGUGCUUGUGUGAACAUUUGGAACACGUCUGGUGGUGGUUUUUCACAGCGUUCGGUUGGAUUGUUUUUUGUCAUAAGAUUGACAUUAUUACUUAGGUGUUUGCAAGCAUCACCUUAGUGGACUUGGCUUGGUGUUUCUGAGAAGAGCAGGACUGUGUAAGAUUGCAGAGGAGUGUUUCUCCAGGACACCUGGGAUAGGGACCCGAAAGAGUUAAGUCUUAGGUAACUUAACAGGCUGGAUAUGGGCCUGUUUCCGUGUGUCUGUAUCCCAUGAUGCAGUGUUGUUGCGGGAAAGGACCUGGCUGAGCACACGUGCGCUGUGACCAAGGAGGUGGUUCUGACAGGCUUGUAAAUUCUGUGUUUAGGAUCUCCCGAGAGACAGACCCAGCAGGGUGUACCUCUCUCUCUGUCAGAAGUUCAGUGUGAUCAUGGGCUUGUUUGAUUAUGAGGAUACACACCUGCCGGAUCUGCGGGCCAGUGCCCUGGUCUGACGCUGGAGGCCAUCAGGCUGAAGAACCAGCAGUGUUCCAGGUCAGAGACCGGUGGCCGGGAGAAGGCUCUUCUGUUUGUGGUCUGUUCAGCCCUUGCGCGAUGGGAGGGGCCCAUUCACACGGGGAUGCCAGUCUGCUCCACGUGGCGGGCUGAUCCACGCGUUCCUCUCAUCAGAGAACACCUUCGAGGCGGCCCCUUCACUGGACACGGAAUUUGUCCCCUCGUUGACAUCUGCGUGCACCGUCUCCUUCAACCAUAACUCAUCUCCAGCAGGCCAUAGCAAGGUUAUAAUUGAGCCGGACUUGAUGAGGACCGUGUGUGUCGUGGAGAACACGCUGACCUUUCCCAAGCAGGAGGCGAGGUCCGGGCGCCAGCCUCUCCUGGAGGCCCUGCUGAGACUCUGGCAAGGAAGCUGCCUUUGCUGUGCUGUGGCAGGGUGUAAGCAGGCAGGAAGACGCAGCUGUGUGAACGAAGACCCGUUUGAGGACUUCUUUGGGAAUCGAAGGGGCCCCCGCGGAAGCCGGAGCCGAGGCACGGGCUCGUUCUUCUCUGCUUUCAGCGGAUUUCCCCCCUUUGGAGGGGGAUUUCCUUCCUUUGAUGCAGGGUUCAGUUCCUUCGGUUCGCUAGGCCACGGGGGCCUCACGGCGUUCUCCUCCUCCUCGGCCUUCGGCGGCAGUGGGAUGGGCAACUACAAGUCCGUAUCGACGUCGACAAAAGUGGUGAACGGCAGGAAGAUCACCACCAAGAGGAUUGUCGAGAAUGGUCAAGAAAGGGUGGAAGUUGAAGAAGACGGCCAGUUAAAGUCCUUGACGAUAAAUGGUGUGGCCGACGAGGACGCCUUCGCGGAGGAGUGCCUGCGACGAGGCCAGAGCGCGCUGCCCGCCCAGCCCGCCAGCUCCAGCGCCCGCUCGCUGCGGCCGCCGCGGCCCGCGCCCCCGCCCCGGCCGGCGGCGCACGCCGCGGGGGAGGACGAGGACGCGCCGGGCGCCUUCUGCGCAGGAUUCAAAGAAGGCGGCAAGAGGAAGAAGCCGAAGCACAGAGAGGAGUCGAAGAAGAAGAAGUCGACCAAGGGCCCCCUCUAGACGGCUGCGGCGGAGCAGCCGAGGGCACUCGCGUGCGGCCCGCCUCCUGCGGGGGGUGCACGUGGCCGGGGGCGGGAGGGGGGGGCGGAGGGCGGAGCCGCCGGCCGCCCCUGCCCCUCCCACCGCGCCCGCGCGUCCCCUCUGGCGGCCACGGCCCCCCGCUGCCCAGCACACACGCGGGGUCCCGCCGCCCCGGCCGUGCGUGGCCCGGGCGUGUGUGCAUGCUCUGACACGCCCUCUCCUCCUGCCGCUGCGUGUGUGAAUCUAGGCUCCGUUUGAGCGCAGGGCGGUGUGAAGGUGAUCUCCGACGGCGGGCGACACCUCCCGGAGCUUGAGGGAGCCAGACCUUCCCCAGGCGACCUGGCCGCUCGAGGGCUGCAGUCACUCUCACGCUGACGGCUUUUCAUCCCCGUCCUCUGCAAGCAGUCCGCGCUGUGCCUCAGCUCGCCCAUCUCCUGGACCCGGAGCUGCUCUCCUGGCAGGAAGGCGGGACUCUACAAGCUUCUGUCCCACGGGGCCACCUCCGAUUCCUAGUGUGGGUCUGGGCUCAUCGGGUCCUGAGCACGUGCGCUGAGCUGAGAGCUAGAGCUUCGGCCCCGCUCCUCCAAAGAGCUCCCUGCCUUGGGCUGGCGUCCCCAGCUUUAGGCAGCCGCCCUGGCAGAGCCUUCCUCAACAGCGGCCCCUCGCCCUCCCCUCGGGCGCCGAGGGCUCCGUGAGAAGCUUCCGCGGGGCUUUCGCAGGCCAGCGGCCCUUGCCCAGGGGCCCGGGUGUGCGGGGUGGCUCCGUGAGUGUGGGCACCAGGAGCGAGCGUGCCGCGUGUGGUUUUCGGGUGACCGUGGAGGGAGGUCGUGCGGGGCCCUUGGGGGGUAGAGUGGACGGUGUUUGAUGCUUAGUGUGGAAAAUGUAACCAUGAAAGCGUAACGGAUUUUAAGUGCUACCCACGUGAAUAAACUAAGCGUUACUGACUGACA